AUGCACCAUUCGGCAAGACACAGAAGCAUCACCAUCACAGCAGCAUCACCAAUCGGCAGCUAUCCAUCAUCAUCGCUAGCAGCAUCACCAUCGUCAGAAGCAUCACCAAUCGCAAUCACCAUCGGCAGAAGCAUCACACGGCAGCAGCAUCCACCAUUCGGCAGAACAUCACCAUCGGCAGCAGCAUCACCAUCGCAACAACAUCGCCAUCGGCAGAAGCAUCUAGUACGGGAACCAGCACAUCCAGAAGCAUCACCUCGGCAGGCAGAAGCAUCACCAUCGCAUCGCAAGCAUCACCCUCGCAUCAUCAUCAUCGCCCAGCAGCAUCACCAUCGGCAGCAGCAGCACCACGGACGCAGGCAUACACCAUCGGCAGAAGCAUCACAUCGGCAUCGGAGCAGCAUCAUCGCAGAAGCAUUCACCAUCGCAGAAGCAUCACCAUCGCAGCAGCAUCACAUCCGGCAUCACAUCGCCAUCGGCAGAGCAUCAGUAUCAGACAGCAUCACCAUCGCAGCAGCAUCACAUCGCAGCAACAUCACCAUCCCAGCAGCCAUCACCAUGCGCAGCAACAUCACCCAUCGCAGCAUGCACCAUCGUCAGAACAUCACCAUCCGCAUGAGCAUCACCAUCGGCAGCAGCCAUCACCAUGGGCAAAGCAUCACCAUCGGCAACAGCAUCAUCCAUCGCAACAGCAUCACCAUUCAGUGCCAUGCAGAAGCUAUCAACACAUCGCAGAAGCAUCACCAUCAGCAUCUCAUCGCGCAGCAUCAGCAGCAGCAUCACCAUCGGCAGCAGCAUCAAGCAUCACCAUCGCAGAGGCAGCAUCACCACUCCAAGCAUCAACCAUCGCAGCAUCUCAUCGGCAGCAGCAUCACCCUCGCAGAAGCAUCACCAUCGCAGCAUCAGCACACAUCAGCCAUCACCAUCGGGCAGCAGCAUCACCAUCGUCGAAUCACCAUCGCAGCAGCAUCACCAUCAGAAGCUCACCAUCGCAGCACAUCACCAUCGGGCAACAGAUCACCAUCGCAGCAGCAUCACCAUCGGCAGCAGCAGAGCAUCACCAUUCAGCAGCAAGCAAGCAUCGGCAGCAUCAUCAUCAUCGCAACAGCAUUCACCAUCGGCAAGAAGCAUCACCAUAGCAUCAUCAUCGGGAGCAGUAGUAUCAUCGCAGCAUCACCAUCGGGAGCAUCAGCAGCAUCACAUCACGAUCGUCAGCAGCAUCACCAUCGGCAGCCUCUCAUCGGCAACAGCAUCACCAUCGACAGAAGCAUCACCAUCAGGAAAUGCAUCACUAUCGGCAGCAGCAUCACUAUCGGCAGAAGCAUCACCCUUGGCAGAAGCAUCAUCAUCGGCAGGAGCACCUCCACUGCCUUUAGCAUAUCCUCCGGCAUCAUCAUCACCAUUGAGAGCAGCAUCUCCAAUUGCAUCAUUAUUACUACGGGUAGCAUCAUCUGCACCGGUAUCAUUACCAUCGGCAGCAGCAUCUCAACUGGUAUCAUCACCAUCGGCAGCAUCUCCGUCAACCGCAUCUACAUCUUUAACGGCUACAUCUCCAUUUGCGGAAGCAUCACCACCAGCAACAUUAUCAUCACCUCUGCUACAAGCCGCAUCGUUACUGGAGGUAGAAACAGUCCAGUAGCAGCAGUAGCUCCUUCCGCGUGUCAUUGGCAACACGACCUUGUGGGUGGCGUCUGGCGAGCUGGGACAACUGCCUUAAG
Messenger RNA from Penaeus vannamei (Pacific white shrimp), 1718 nucleotides. The record is from RefSeq and is a predicted model, not a curated record. Lineage: Eukaryota; Metazoa; Arthropoda; Malacostraca; Decapoda; Penaeidae.